AUGCUGUUUACGGGGCAGUCCGGCCCAAGUCCAGUCAGUCACUUUUGAUCAUAUCACAAAACGGCGCGACAAAACCAACUGAAGAAUAUCUACAGUUAGUCAAAUUUACAUUCCAUCGCAGCACAUCCCCAUCACCCUCUCUCCGACGAGGAGCUUGUCCGAAAUCACUACCCAGCAUGUCGUACAACCCGCGCAUGAGCAUCAUCCCCCCGACGCAAACCCAGUCGCGAACUCGCAAGAAAGAAGAUGAAGCCGACGCGUUCAUGCGCCUCCCCGACAAGGAGAUUGUCGGGUGCAUAACAGACAUCGGCAUCCCCUUCACUGUUGCAGAUCUCCAGAAGCCCAACCCUCUCCAAGUCCAGAUGAUCUUCGAAUGGUUCGCCGAGCUGCUCCUCAACGCGACGAGGGACACGGUCGAGCCCGCCAUGCGCGCCGCCGCCGAGGACAUCUGCGGCGAAUACUCCGACGUCGUCCCCCCGGACACCCGCAACCUGAUGGGCUUCUACGUCUCCCUGCGCGGCCUGCUUGCCGAGUGUGGUGUGCAGGACUUCAGCUUCAAUGAUCUUUACAAGCCGUCGUACGACCGCCUCGUCAAGAUCUUCAGCUACCUCAUCAACUUUGUGCGCUUCCGCGAGUCGCAAACCAGCGUCAUCGACGAGCAUUUCAACAGGGCGGAGACGACCAAAUCCCGCAUCGAGAGCCUGUACUCGGAGAACCAAGAGAUGGAGUCGCGCCUUGUCGACAUGAAGCGCAAUCGCAAGGCCAUGGAAGCCCAGGUGCGCGAGAAGACGACGCGUAACGAGGAACUGAAGCAGAGGCUUCUGGAAUUGCGUCGCAAUCAGGAGCGCGUGGCGGCCCGUUUGGAAGACGCCAAGGUCAAGAAGACGGAGCUCACAACUGCACUGGAAGAGAAGACGGCGCAGAAGCUGGGCUUGAAGCAAGACUGCACGAAGCUGCGGCCCUACGUCAUGCAGAGCCCCUCGACGUUGCAGGCUACCCUCACGGAGCUGAGCAACACGCUCAACAGCGAAAAGGCGCACAUCGAGGCCCUCGACCGCCGCUCCCGUGCGCUGCAGACUUCGGCCGAUUCGUUCUCGGUCGUGUCCACGGACGUGGCCUCCUGCAUCAAGGUGCUCGACGAGAUCGGUGUCGAGCUGGCCAAAGAGGAGGAGGAGAACCUGAAGAACGUUAAGCAGCGGGAUGCUCUAUCGGAGCGCGGCAACAACGUGCGAGAAGUCGAGCGGACCGAGGCGCUGCUGCAGCGACAGCUGCUCAAGUGGAAUGAGCGUACCGAAAAGCUCCGCGAGCAGAGUUCUGCCAAGGCCCAGGAGGCCAAGGAGAAGAUGGAGGAGCUCCGUGCCGUCCACCGCAAGCUGACGGAAGAGCGUACGGACAAGGGCAAGGAUAUCGAGAGGCGGCGUGUCCGCAUUGAGCAGACCGAGAAGAAGAUGCUGGACCUCAAGGAGAACAUCGAGAACGAGAUCCACAGCGCCUACGAUGAGUUUCUCAAGAUGGACUCCCACAUCAAACUUUACAUCACCGAGAUGGAGCAGGCCCUCUAAGGCCCGGCCUCGUCUUGUUUUUUUCUUUUCUUUUCUUUCCAUCUUGUCUUUCAUGGUCGGUUUCUGUCGAUUUGCAACGAGGACAUGACUUAAAAGGAUACCACGGGCUCGGCGUUGAUGGGUGCAAUAAGGGACGCUGGUUCAUGGUGGGAGGCAAUGGCUGAGGAUUUUCCUCCUCGGUUUCUUUAAUCGUUCACGAUAUAUAUUCAGGUUGAUGUUCAUCUCC
Colletotrichum destructivum is the source of this 1788-nucleotide messenger RNA. RefSeq names its product Putative kinetochore protein Nuf2. Gene Ontology annotation, cellular component: Ndc80 complex; kinetochore. Lineage: Eukaryota; Fungi; Ascomycota; Sordariomycetes; Glomerellales; Glomerellaceae. Gene Ontology annotation, molecular function: protein-containing complex binding. The record is from RefSeq and is a predicted model, not a curated record. Bases 177 to 1562 code for a protein of 461 amino acids. The transcript has 2 exons. Gene Ontology annotation, biological process: mitotic spindle organization; meiotic chromosome segregation; kinetochore organization.